AUGAUUAUUAACAACUCUCAUAGAUGUUUUCGAAUUCUUUUCAAUCAAUAUGCAAAGAAAAGAUAUUCCUUCAAAGUAUCAAAUUUUAUAAGAAAUUCAUCAUCGAUAACCUCACCGUUAAAUAAUAACGUUCAUGAAUUCAAAAAUACAAUCGUUCUUGAUCCACCUUCCUUUGUUCAAAAUGAACCUGGAAAACUUUUACCAAGCGCCUUUUCCGAAAAUCUUUCUCUUCUAUAUGCAUGUUUAAAGACUGGUGAUAUAGAGCGAGCAGAAAGAAUACUAAAUAUACUACACAAUUCUGGACCAAGGGAAAUGAAGCAUUACCUGGACAUAAGUGUUCAUAAUACAUUUAUCGAAGAAUUCAUAGAAUCAACUCCUACUCCAAGAUUAAAUCAAGCUUUAAUAUGGUUUGAUCGAUUGGAACGUUACGAUGUAAAACCAGAUUUAAAAACUUUUGCUAUAUUAGUUAAAGGUUACUUAAAGUUGGAUUUGGAUUUUGUUAGUUUCACAAUGCUCAAAGUUUUAAUUGAUGAAAUGGAACAGAAUGGUCACACUUUUGAGCAAUUAAUGAAUGCUCAAUUAUUGUCUGAAAAAGAUAUCAUCAAAGUUUUGCAGUUAUUAAAAUCAGAUCAAGAUAGAAUCAGUGAAUCAAAGGUACUCAUUGAAAAGGUCGAGGACGCGAUUGAUAAACAAGAAAUUCCUCAAAAAAUUGAAGAUGAUGUGGUAAAAUCAACAAAAUCAGAUCCUCCAAUUGGUGUAGAACUAUUAAGAAAUACUCUUUCCGCACUUCAACAUGAUAAUUUAAAUUUAUAUGAACAGCAAAUGAAAUUGGAAGAAAACGCAAUUCAAGCUGCUAUUGAACGUUGGAAACACGACACAGAUGCACUUCUUAAACACGACGAUAAAUUACUAUUAAAAAGAAACAGUCCACUGAAAAAAGUUAUGUGGGAGUGGCAUGAAAAAUUGGAACCAUUAAUUAAUGAAGAAAUAAAAAGAUGUAAAAAUCCAAAGAUUUUAGCUAAAGAUGUUGAUCGCAAACUCUACGGUCCGUUUCUUCAAUUAUUAAGUGCUGAUAAACUUUCAGCAAUAACGAUUUUAGAAUUUGUACGUAAUCAAAGUACUGGCGGUGUUAUUCAAGGAAUGAAAACUACUCGCCUGAUAAUAUCAAUUGGUAAAUCAAUCGAAAAUGAAUAUAAUGCUGAACAAAUGAAAAAGAGGAAAAAUAGAAUGAUGAUUCAAAAAAAAUUGAACGUUCAUGAACUUUAUUCAUCUGGAAAACUGUUUAAUAUGGCAGUUCGUAAAGUUACGGCGAAAAUUGAAAGAGAAAAUUCUAAUUCUGAGUGGCAACCUGAAUGGCCGACACCUGUUAAAGCAAAGAUCGGCUCACUUCUGGCAUCAAUGUUACUAGAUUGUGCAAAAUUAAAAGUCUUUGCACCUGAUGUUAAACUAGUUCAAGAAGUACCCGCUUUUUACCAUACAUAUGAAAUGCAAAAAGGAAAAAUAAUUGGAAUAAUUCAAUACAACCCUCAACUUGUAAAAUUCCUAUCAUCUAAUUCUGUAGUUGAAACUUUAACGCCUCGUUUGUUACCUAUGCUGGUUCAUCCUAUGCCAUGGUUAAAUUAUAAUAGUGGCGGUUAUUUAAUGUCACCAACUAUUGCAAUGCGAAUUAAAGAAUGUCCAGAACAAUUAGCCUAUUUAAAAAAGGCUUCAGAUGAAGAUUAUCUUGGUCGUGUAUUUGCAGGAUUAGAUGUACUUGGUUCAACCAAAUGGGCUAUUAAUAAAAAAGUAUAUGAAGUAGUUUUAGAAGUUUGGAAUAGUGGAAAAGCUAUUGCUGAUAUUCCUCCGUCCAAUUUAGAUUUAACAACUCCAGAAAAGCCAGAAGAUUUUCUUAUAAAUAUAGCCACAAGAAAAAAAUGGUAUCGUGAAUGUGAAGAAAUCCAAAACAAGAUUCAUUUUCGAGGUCGUGCAUAUCCAAUACCAACACAUUUAAAUCAUCUGGGUGAUGAUUUAUGUCGUGGUUUAUUGCUAUUUGAUGAAGCUAAACCGAUAGGUAAAUCUGGUCUUAAAUGGUUAAAGAUUCAGAUAGCCAAUUUAGCUGGACACGAUAAAGCUUCAUUUGAUGAACGAUUAAAAUUCACGGAAGAUAAACUAGAACUCAUAAUGGAUUCAGCAGACAAACCCCUUACGGGGAAAUGUUGGUGGCAAACAACAGAAGAUCCUUGGCAGUGUCUAUCAGCAUGUAUGGAAUUAACGAAUGCACUUCGAGCUAAAGAUCCAGAAACUUAUGUUUCAAGAAUUCCCAUUCAUCAGGAUGGGACAUGUAAUGGAUUACAACAUUAUGCGGCUUUGGGUGGUGAUUUAGAAGGUGCUAAACAAGUAAACUUGGAUCCGUCUGAUAAACCAUGUGAUAUUUACACAGGAAUUGCAGAAAAGGUUCAAAAGUUGAUAAAGAAAGAUAUAGAAAAUGGUAACAAAAAUGCCACAAUUUUAGAUGGCAAGAUAACACGUAAAGUUGUGAAACAAACUGUAAUGACAAGUGUUUACGGUGUGACGUUUGUUGGAGCUCGAUUACAAAUAGAAAAUCAGCUCAAAGAAAUCAAAGAACUUUCCCGACUUCCUACCACAGAAAUACGUGAAUUAUCAAAGUAUGUCACUCAUCACGUAUUUAGUUGUUUAGGAGAAAUGUUUCAUAAAGCUAGAUUAAUUCAAAAUUGGCUGAAUGAAAGUGCCAAAAGAAUAUCUAAAAGUGUUCCACCAAAUGUGGUGUUAAAUACAGAUGAAGAAACCAAACAAGAGAUAAAGGAAGAUCACAGAUCAAAAAUAAAACCUGGAAAAGAUCAAAUGACAGCAGUUGUAUGGACUACACCAUUAGAUUUGCCCAUUGUACAACCAUAUAGAAAAUUAGGAAGUAAAACAAUUAAAACAAAUCUUCAAAAUAUUAGUAUUGAAGAUCCUGAUGUUGCUAGUCCAGUAAACAGUCUUAAACAACGUGCAGCAUUUCCACCAAAUUUCAUCCAUUCACUUGAUGCAACACAUAUGUUAAUGACAUCGUUAGAAUGUAAAGAACAACAACUGACAUUUGCAUCAGUACAUGACAGUUAUUGGACUCAUGCUUGUGAUGUCGAAAGGAUGAAUUUAAUAAUUCGUGAUCAAUUUAUCAAGCUUCACGAACAACCUAUUAUGGAAAACCUUCGCAAAGAAUUUAUGGAAAGAUAUAAAGGCUAUAAGGUGCCUGUUAAAUUGCCUACAGAUAAAUAUUAUGAACUACUUCGUAAAAAAGUAGGAGAAAUCCCUUCACCAGCUGAUGAUGGAUACGAAACUAUUUUAAAUUUAGAAGAUAUCUUGGACAUUACUGAUAAUUUUCAAUUCGGAGAACCUACCGGACUUCUCAAAGAAUUUGACAAUAAAGAAUUGGCUGAAUUAUCAUCAGAAAAUAUUAAGGAUGCAUUUGCAGAAAUAUCUUAUGACUUGGAAAACGAUAUUGACGAUCCAUCAAAGCAUUUGGAAAGUGAAGAAACAUCAGAGAUUAUAAAUGACAAAAAACCAAAAUCAAAAUAUGUUUAUAAAUGGUUUGAUAUAGCAUUUCCAUCCUUACCUGAAAAAGGAAAUUUCGAUGUUAUUAAAGUGAAAGAAAGUAAAUAUUUCUUUGAUUAA
Entrophospora candida is the source of this 3654-nucleotide messenger RNA. The record is from the annotation of a GenBank genome assembly. Lineage: Eukaryota; Fungi; Glomeromycota; Glomeromycetes; Entrophosporales; Entrophosporaceae.